CGAAGCGGCCUUGACUCGAUCAGCUGAUCAAUGCACAAACGACUUACAUUUCAGUUUACUAUCCGUACCGUCCGUACGGUCCGUGCACAACGUGAAUGUGAUCAAAACAAUGAAUUGCUUUUUGUGCUGAAGGCGUUCGCGAGGUGCGUGAAGUGCUGAGAGGCGUCGAUUAAGUGUGCAUCGCAUUAAUGACAAACAGGUCAAAUUAAAUUGGCUAUUAUGCAUUAACGUGGCCGUUUAAAACAAAACAGGAUCAAGCAGGCGAGAGUCGUCCUUUGCAUAUAGAUCAGUAACAACCAUGGCAAUGGCAAUCGACGACUUCCAUUCGUGUACCAUACUACUUCUUCUGCUUUUUCACCUCGGCGGUACUAAUGCUUUAAGCACGCUGCAUACCAAUAACACCGUGAGCGCCUUGGUGACGCUUUCGUGUGCAACUUUUGACGACAUAGAGCACGGUGUUAUAAGCCUGGAACAAGCCGAUGACUAUAGUAAUCUGCAACAAGUUCUUCACGUGCGCUGUAAUCCAGGAUAUGAUCUUUUUGGACCACCAAAGAUCCUCUGUAUCAAUGACUCCUGGAAGAUUGAUCAGUAUCCAAAAUGUAUUGCAAGAUGUCAUCCACCACCAAAACUAUCCAAUGGAGAUGUUGACAUUGAUAUGAAUUUGGGGACUGACAAGAAGUACAGUAAAGGAACAGUUGCUACCUACUCAUGUCAUUAUGGGUAUCUACUUCAGCCUUCUGAUGGUCAGUAUAGAGUUUGUGAGAAGGGCAUUUGGACAGGCACCAAUGUGAGUUGUGUGUUGAGUGAAAAGAGUUCAGAAUGCAAACCAUUGAGAGACAUUGACAAUGGUUAUCUUCUGCAUGAGCGUGUCAUGACGCAGUUGGACCCGGAUGAUACAUUUAUUGUACAUUAUUAUUGCAAGAGUGGCUACAAGUUGAAAGGUGCAGCAGUGCUAAAGUGUUUGCCUGAUGGAACUUGGUUUCCCAAAGUUUUACCUCAGUGUAUUUUAACAGACGAACCUAACUGCCCUCUGCCAGAAAGCUAUCCGCACGCGACAAGCAAGAUUAUCGCUGGAAAUCGCCUGGAUGAUAUGGUCAUCUCCGGCACUGAAGUGGAAUUCAAUUGUUUGCCAAAAUAUCGAAAUGCAAACAAUCCGUGCGAGCCUUCCCGGAUGCGUUGCAUGGAAGGCAAGUGGAUGGGCAUGCCACCAAGUUGUGAAAUUGCAAAUGAAUGUGAUUGUCCGCCGAAAGUAUCCUGGGCUACUUCAUUGAUAGUCACCACUACAGAGACAGGCAACAAAUGUCACUAUCCUAUCAAUACGAAAGUGACCUAUGAAUGUAUGCCCGAAUAUGAGUUAAAGGGUAACAUAUUUUUAAAUUGUUCCUCAAAUGGCUGUUGGACACCCGUCGAACCUCCAGUGUGCAAAAUCAAGCAACGAUAUUACUAUCUGGAGACGAAUGGUGGUGAACCUAUUAUUUUUUCCUUGGCGACGGGAGCUGUGGUUCUCCUCAUUCUGGUUAUUGCAUGUCUAGUUAUUGUCUGCCGGAAACGCAAACCAUUUUCGCGCACAGUGGCGAUUCCACCUCCUGUGCCACGUUCUGAUCUUGCAGAUCAUGCGAGUCUUUUGCACCCUCCGGACCGACUUGCGUUGAUUGCGUUUGCGGAUGGCAUGCAGGUCGGGCAGUCCGGUUUGCCCACUUACGAGGAGGCCACCAGAGACCGAAGCGGCGGCAUCGGCGCACAAGCGGCGCGUCUGCAGCGACCCCCAUGGCCCUCAUUAGCCGGCAGGCGGUCGCGGAAUUCGCCAAAUCCUGACAAUAUGCUCUUCACGCGGCAGGGCUCGUUCGCAUCUCACACGGCGAGCUCGCGUUCGGGCGGCGAUCCGAUGGGCUCCACCGACACGAUGGCCGUCUCGGAGAACUCGACGACGGUCACGCUCGACACGGCGUCUUCUCACAGCGGCUCGCAGCCGGCGUCGUGCCGUGCGCAUUGCGGUAGCCUCGCGUCUUUCGACACCAGUUCCGUACUUAACACCGAAGGAGUUCCUUUGCUUGAAGAAAGUGAAUUAGAAGAGAUCCAAUGCGGCGAAACCGUCUCGUUGGCGAUGGAGAAUCGGUCCAUGUGCGACAGUUCGUCAUACAAGCUGUCGACGGCCUCAGACAUUGCUUAGACUUAUCAUAGAUGGUCAUUACUACAAGCACUAUUGUACAAUACUGAAUCAUUGAGUUUGUUCCUUAUGUCCAAAUGUAUUUAUUUAAGUUGAUUUGUGUGGAGGGGGUUAGUUUAUAUGUUUGACUUGAUGAUAACAUAUCGGAUAAUACGAUUUUACUCUCGAAUUCUGAGCUUACGGUAAACUAUAGCUACGCAGCGAAGACAUUAGAAAAACUACAUGUUCUAUGAUUGUACAUAACUCGCAUUGGUUUAACAAAAACAUAAUGGUUUAGUAAGGUAAGAAUGUUCAUAUUAAUCAAAAGAAACUCAGAAAUUUCAUAAAUGUCAAAACGCCACGAAAACUAUUCUUCUUAGAUUUGUUUUAUCGUGAUUUUUAAUUUGAUUAUUCAGUAUUUUAGUAGAGUGUAGAUAUGGCGUUUUAACAUUUGAAAGUUUUUGAGUCAUGAUAGAUUAUAAAAUUUAAAAUCCCCAUUCUAUUUUCUUAAUGCAAAAACACAGAGCAUAACUACUAUAACGCCUGAUAACGAACGUAUUAUCCUAAUUAUAGUCGAAUCCUAGCAAGUAAGGGAAAUUUGUGACCAAAGUUUAGAAUAUUAGCCACCUAGUCGAAUCGAAAACGCUAUAAACAUUUUAUUAGCAAACCUCUGUAACUUUCCAUCAUUCAACGAGGAAACAUUGACAGCGACUUCGUGUUAAAUGUAUAAUAUCCAGAAAUGAAAUAAAUGUAAAUAUGUCAUAACCCUCGCCAGGUGAAAUUUAAAAUUUAACUUCAACUAACCGCCCAUGAAAUACAAAACAUGACGUUUGCAAUAAAAAUGUAUUACUUAAACGAGCGUAACUUAAAUUGUUUGCGACAACUAUCGCAUAAUGUGCAUGGUUAAUUGCGAAAUGAAAAACGAAUAAAAAUAAAAUAUGCAAA
Molecule: messenger RNA, 3091 nt
Organism: Dalotia coriaria
Lineage: Eukaryota; Metazoa; Arthropoda; Insecta; Coleoptera; Staphylinidae
Product: sushi domain-containing protein 4-like
Exons: 7
Coding region: 299-2170 (623 amino acids)
Source: RefSeq, a predicted model, not a curated record